AUGCAGACCUCAAACGCAUUUGCCCUCCUCAUAGGGAUUGAUAGAUAUAGAUCGCCCGGAAUCAAGGAUCUCAGCGGUUGUGUCUCCGAUGCGAAUUCCUACAGGAACCACUUGAUAACAUCGCUGCAUGUCCCCGAAGAGAACAUCCUCUGCCUCACGAAUGAAGCAGCAACGCGUGACGGCAUCCUCAAUGCAUUAAGAUCCCAAUUCCUUCAAAACGACAAAAUAGGCCCGGAAGAUGCGAUGAUUUUCGGGUUUGCGGGCCAUGGCGCGCAAGUGGAAGCACCAGAUGGCUGGGUUACGGACGAUAUGAUGUCGGAAACGAUAUGCCCGCAUGAUGAAUCCUCCGAAGACGACGACGUACCCCACGUUUACGGUAUCCCUGAUCGUACGUUAUGGGGUAUCUUCCAUCAAAUCGCGCAAGCGAAGGAUAACAACAAUAUCACUGUUAUCCUUGAUUGCUGUAACUCGGGCAGUGGCACUCGCAGCUCCGAUGACGAAGAAUAUCCUUUCAACGUCCGAAGUCACGACAAGGCCUUGACGCCGCCUGCAGAUAUCGACAAAGACUUGUGGAAUGUAAACACGUCUCGUGGGGUUCAAUUCAAGCCCAAAUCAGGGUUUCGCAACAUGGCGUCCCAUGUGUUGCUGGCCGCCUGUCGUCAAGAUGAGAGAGCUCGCGAAACGUUGAAUCCGGACACAAAGCAGAUGUCUGGUGCUUUCACAAAUGCAUUACUUCGGACGCUCUCCCAGAUCUCCGCCAAAAAGAUCACAUACCAAUCAUUGAUGGAGUUGCUUCCUCGGCUCAAAGGGCAACACCCCCAAUGCGAGGGCGACAACAAGCAUUGCUUUCUCUUCACCGCCGACGCCAACGAAGAGGAGAAACGCUUCUUCCCCGUCAAACAGUUAAAGAGUGGCAAGCUGCAGGUCGAAGCGGGGUCCUUGCAAGGUGUCGUUCGUGGAACGGAGUUCCAGAUUUUCAGCGAGAGAAAUAGUGCAUCUACGCCUCUGGCGGUGGGACAUGCUACCACAGUUCGGUCCAUGAAUUCCGUUUUGGCAUCCCAUACUGACAGUUCCGUUACAUCGCUUCCAUCUCCGUUGUAUGGCCUGGUCACACGAUGGGAGAAUCCUGGGGCCACCCUCUUGGUAUACUUCGACAACCAAACCGUCACUCCAGAGCAAUACAGCAAGCUCGAGCAGCUGUUCGUCAACCCCAAAACGAGCAGAGCAGAGUACGCAAGAGCUACUUCCACGUUAGAUGCGGACGUCGUCUUGCACAGUUUCAGCGGUGAAAUGCUACAGAUUGAGAGAGUCGAUCCUUGGAUAGGCCGUCAUGCGGCCCGUAUGCUCAAACCCAUUCCCUCCGAUCCGACGACUGUCUCCGAAGUCCUCGUGGCUGCCGCUCACUUCAAGUUCCAUCUCAACCGAAUGAACCCAGAGGAACCCUUGAAAGAGCUCGUCAAACUAGAACUGCACCGGCUGAAGGAAGUCGAGGGUGAUGCAUACGCACCCUACGUAGAGGACAGCCCAGAUCUACUUGAAUCAGGACAGGCUGUGUUACCGAAUAGCAGCGCCGCUUAUGGGAUGACGCUGCGCAACCUCUCCGAGUUCGACUUCUUCCCCUGCCUUUUCUACUUCGAUCCUUCCGAUUACUCGAUCUCGCCCUGGUAUCUUCCACCUUCGAAUAGCAUGGCCGCGCCGUGGCGUAGUAAGCAGGAAAUUUCGCUCGGAUAUGAAAACUGCGACGCGGAACCUAUGACCUUCACUUUGGAAGACGGGGAAAAAUCCGACACCGGAUUCCUCAAGCUAUUCUUCUCCCAGCAAUACGCAGAAAUGGCGCAUGUUGAACAGAAUGGGGUUUUUGAUUCUGACGAGAAACCGAGUUUGAAAAUGGGAAGCUCGUCGAGAGGCGAACAUGUUUGGGACACGCUGACACUGACACUGACUGUCACCAGCGCUACUGUCGUUUGA
Molecule: messenger RNA, 1968 nt
Organism: Pleurotus ostreatus (oyster mushroom)
Lineage: Eukaryota; Fungi; Basidiomycota; Agaricomycetes; Agaricales; Pleurotaceae
Exons: 3
Coding region: 1-1968 (655 amino acids)
Biological process (GO): proteolysis
Molecular function (GO): cysteine-type endopeptidase activity
Source: RefSeq, a predicted model, not a curated record